Prunus armeniaca (apricot) is the source of this 744-nucleotide messenger RNA. The record is from the annotation of a GenBank genome assembly. NCBI's taxonomy places the organism in Eukaryota, Viridiplantae, Streptophyta, Magnoliopsida, Rosales, Rosaceae.
AUGGAGUCUGUUGCCUCCAGCUCCUCUCCACCAAACCACCACCACCCCCAACGGCCACGGACACGGUUCAAGCCCACCCAGCCCUUUGCGGACCGUAUUGUCCGCGCCCUCCACCACGACCUCCGCCUCCUCCACCGCAGCGAAUCCACUUUCUUCAUCCUGGGCGCCACGGGGAACGUGUACACCGUGGCCUUAUGCGCCACCCCUUCAUGCACGUGCCCUGACCGCACAACCCCAUGCAAGCACAUCCUCUUCGUGUUCCUCCGAGUGCUCGGCCUUCCCCUCGACGACACGUGUCUCAGGAGGAGGACGCUCCGGCCGUGCCAGGUUAGCCGCCUGUUGGGGCUGCCGACGCUGCCCGAAUCACUGGCUGGUGUAAGUGUUCGACAGAGGUUUCAUCAGCUGUUUUUCAACCAGGGCUCGUCAGCUUCAUCGUCAAGAACAAGGCCAAGGGAUGUGGAGAUUGAAGAGGGCAGAAGCUGCCCCGUUUGCUUGGAGGAGUUGGGAAGGGAAGAGAGAGUGGUGGCUUGCGGGACAUGCAGAAACCCAAUUCAUGAGGAGUGUUUGAUGAAGUGGAAGAGGAGCAGCGGGAGGAGGUCGGCUUAUUGUGUGAUUUGUAGGGCAAGGUGGAGGGAUAUCAAUAGGACGAUGGAACAAGACAAGUACUUGAAUUUGACUGCUUAUGCUACGAGUCAUGAUCAAAAAGAUGAUUCUGAUGAGGGUCUCUGUGGUGGUGGUGGGUAA